Messenger RNA from Hansenula anomala, 1314 nucleotides. Its product is annotated as aspartate aminotransferase family protein. Gene Ontology annotation, cellular component: mitochondrial matrix. Gene Ontology annotation, molecular function: pyridoxal phosphate binding; identical protein binding; transaminase activity. The record is from RefSeq and is a predicted model, not a curated record. Gene Ontology annotation, biological process: arginine metabolic process. NCBI's taxonomy places the organism in Eukaryota, Fungi, Ascomycota, Saccharomycetes, Phaffomycetales, Wickerhamomycetaceae. The coding region runs from base 1 to 1314 and encodes 437 amino acids. The transcript has 2 exons.
AUGCUACGUGCCACUAGAUUAAGAUCUUUCCAAAGAUCAUUCUCCACCUCUAGAUAUCUACAAGCCAGUUUGAAAAACCCAGAUCCAGCUUCUGAUAGUAAAUCUGGUAAAUUCAUUCAAGAAAACUCAAAAUAUUCAGUCACAACUUAUUCACGUCCAAAUGUUGUCUUUGAAAAGGGUGAAAAGGCCUUUUUAUGGGAUGUUGAAGGUCGUAAAUAUGUUGAUUUCACAGCUGGUAUUGCAGUCACCGCUUUAGGACAUUCUCAUCCAGAAAUCUCCAAAAUCUUGUAUGACCAAUCUACCAAAUUGAUCCAUAGUUCCAAUUUGUAUCAUAACUUAUGGACUAACAGAUUAUCCCGUGAAUUAGUUGAAACUACAAGGGAAAGUGGUGGUAUGCAUGAUGCUUCAAGAGUGUUUUUAGCAAAUUCUGGUACUGAAGCCAAUGAAGCUGCUUUAAAAUUUGCAAGAAAAUAUGGUAAAACAAUUGAUGAAUCUAAAACAGAGUUCAUCACUUUUACAAAUUCAUUCCAUGGUCGUUCAAUGGGUGCCUUAUCAGUCACUCCAAAUCCUAAAUAUCAAUCACCUUUUGCUCCAUUAAUACCUGGUGUUCAUGUUGCGGAACCAACUUUAGAAUCUAUUUCAAAACUAAUCAACGAUAAAACUGCAGGUGUUAUAAUUGAACCAAUCCAAGGUGAAGGUGGUGUUCGUCCAGUUCCAACUGAAUUUUUAAUUGAAUUGAAAAAAUUGACCAAAAAACAUAAUGCUUUGUUAAUCUUCGAUGAGAUUCAAUGUGGGUUAGGAAGAUCUGGUAGAUUAUGGGCUCAUGGUAAGUUACCAAAAGAAGCACACCCAGAUAUUGUCACAAUGGCUAAAGCCUUAGGUAAUGGGUUCCCAAUUGGUGCCACUAUGAUUACUGAGAAUGUUGAAAAAGCUUUGAAAGUUGGUGAUCAUGGUACUACUUAUGGUGGUAACCCAUUAGGUGCAAGAGUUGGUAGUUAUGUUUUAAGUCAAGUUUCUGAUAAGGGUUUUUUACAAAAUGUUUCCACAAAAUCUGAACUUUUCAGAAAAGAAUUGAAUUCUUUAAAAGAAGAAGUUGAUGAAAUUGUUGAAGUUAGAGGUGAGGGUUUAUUAUUGGGUGUUCAAUUCAAAAGUGAUCCAAGUAAAAUUGUUGAUGCUGCAAGAGAACGUGGUUUAUUAGUUAUUACUGCUGGUGGUAACACUGUUAGAUUCGUUCCUGCAUUAAACAUCGAAGAAGAUGUUAUAAAGGAAGGUUUGGCUAUUUUCAAAGAUGCUGUUAAGGCUGUUUUCCCAUGA